Molecule: messenger RNA, 1007 nt
Organism: Bactrocera neohumeralis
Lineage: Eukaryota; Metazoa; Arthropoda; Insecta; Diptera; Tephritidae
Exons: 3
Coding region: 448-885 (145 amino acids)
Source: RefSeq, a predicted model, not a curated record
UUCAGGGAAUAUUCCGGCUUUGAGGCAGGCGUUGUACAUGUUCAGCAGUACUGCCGGUCGCUCUGCAGCGAUUAUUUUCAGGACUUCUGCUGGAAUCCCGUCCAGGCCGGGUGAUUUGUUGGCCUUAAGCCUACCAGUGUGUAGUUGCAGCUCUUCGAGGGUAAAAUGGGGAAUUUUCGGAGAUCUUAGAGUGUAUUUCGGAUCAGAUUUUGGUUGUUUGUGCUGUUGCCAUUGUUGUUUUCUAUUUAUUUUAUUUAUAACUUAAUCCAGCUUUAAAUAUAAGAAAGAUGUUUUCAACUUAACCUCAAAACUUGUUGAUUUGCAUUCAAAAGUAGUAGAGAAAGGUACAAUAUUACAACACCUUAACCGUUUCCAAUACUGCAAAGCUUUUAAAAUUUUGAAAGCAAAGAGAAACAAAUCAAGGGUGCCAAAAAAUAAAAAAAAAACAUGUCAUCUACAUUUGAAUUCGAAAAAGAAAAACCGCAAAAUUUAACUUUAGUUAAGAAUUUUUUCAAAUUUCUUAUAUUGCAAUUUCUACAUUUGUGCCAAAAAAUGUUUCCCACCAAAUUAUUUAGUAACGACUCUUUGCCAAGCCUGCAAGGUUCGCUCUUCUCACUCAAUUCUGUCUAUUCGAAUACCUUUAGUCCGACUGGCACACGAAUGGAACUGUAUCCACGUCGACGUCACACCGAGUUCUACUAUGACCCCCAACCGAUGGAGGAGUAUCAGAGUCGCGCCUGUGAGCAUCCGCAAGACAAAUUACAACACAAAGCACAUGGCUCGAAAUUUGACUUGGAACCCAUUAACGAGGAGUCGCCAAAGUUGCGCAUCAAUCCGCCGAAGAACUCGGAUAUGCGCAUGUUUCGUAACAGUUACUUCUCGUGAGCUCCCUGUACGAAUGACAAGUGGGGUAGAGCGUUUUUGUUGUGUUGUGGGGAGUUGAGUGCGUGCUGAGCGAGUAAGCGCUUUGUUUGUGUGCAACUGUAAAUCCUUUGAAGUGCUUUGAA